Molecule: messenger RNA, 590 nt
Organism: Myotis lucifugus (little brown bat)
Lineage: Eukaryota; Metazoa; Chordata; Mammalia; Chiroptera; Vespertilionidae
Product: keratin-associated protein 9-1-like
Exons: 2
Coding region: 12-590 (192 amino acids)
Cellular component (GO): keratin filament
Source: RefSeq, a predicted model, not a curated record
CACCUGACACCAUGUGCUGCUCCCCUUGCUGCCAGCCCACCUGCUGUGGGUCCAGCUGUUGCCGACCCAGCUGCUGCUGCCGCCCAUGCUGUGUCCCAUGCUGUGUGUCCAGCUGCUGCCAGCCUUGCUGCCGCCCAUGCUGUGUGUCCAGCUGCUGCCAGCCUUGCUGCCGCCCAUGCUGUGUGUCCAGCUGCUGCCAGCCUUGCUGCCGCCCAUGCUGUGUGUCCAGCUGCUGCCAGCCUUGCUGCCGCCCAUGCUGUGGAUCCAGCUGCUGCCAGCCUUGCUGCCGCCCAUGCUGUGGAUCCAGCUGCUGCCAGCCUUGCUGCCGCCCAUGCUGUGGAUCCAGCUGCUGCCAGCCUUGCUGCCGCCCAUGCUGUGGAUCCAGCUGCUGCCAGCCUUGCUGCCGCCCAUGCUGUGGAUCCAGCUGCUGCCAGCCUUGCUGCCGCCCAUGCUGUGGAUCCAGCUGCUGCCAGCCGUGCUGCUGUCCAAAAUGGUGUCAGACCACCUGCUGUAAAACCACCUGCUGCCGGCCCAGCUGCUGCUGCCGCCCUUGCUGUGUGUCCAGCUGCUGCCAGCCUUGCUGCUGCUGA